Molecule: messenger RNA, 4197 nt
Organism: Bombina bombina (fire-bellied toad)
Lineage: Eukaryota; Metazoa; Chordata; Amphibia; Anura; Bombinatoridae
Gene: BCS1L
Product: mitochondrial chaperone BCS1
Exons: 9
Coding region: 474-1733 (419 amino acids)
Biological process (GO): protein insertion into mitochondrial inner membrane from matrix; mitochondrial respiratory chain complex III assembly
Cellular component (GO): mitochondrial inner membrane
Molecular function (GO): ATP binding; ATP hydrolysis activity
Source: RefSeq, a predicted model, not a curated record
CAUUCGCUAGACUGAGGAAUUCGCUCUUCUGACAAGACAAUAUUCAUAUUCACUUACAACAUUAGUUUGAAAUAGAGACAUGGAACGCAUAUUUUUUGAAAACGAGACGUGAUACGCACUAACUUCCUGUGCUAAUGAGAGGUUUGGAACGCAUUGAAAAUGUAGUGGUUUAGGCAUAGGAACGGGAUUUAGCGGACAGCGUGUCCUCUGCAGCUUCGUAUUCAAGAGAUUUGCUCUAAGCAUGUUUCAGUUAAAGUGUAAAGAACAUUAUGAUUCUACUGGCGGUGAACAAUGUGAAUAUUUGGCCGUAACAUAGGAAUCUAUUACAAUUCUUUAUUGGAAAAACUUAAAUGAUUUCUAAAAAAAUCCCUAUAUACUUUAAUGAAUGGUUUCUUGGUUCCUUGUGUGCUUUAUUCUCAUAUGCGCAGUGCUUGAAUUAAACAUCACUUCCUGGAGACAAACUAGCUGCAGCAAUGCCAUUUACAGACUUUGUUGCAGCUCUCAAAGACAAUCCCUACUUUGGUGCCGGAUUCGGUCUGGUUGGUAUUGGCACAGCAUUGGCUUUGGCCCGUAAAGGAGCACAAUUUGGUAUGAUUGCAUUUAGGAGGCACUGCAUGAUUACUCUGGAGGUUCCAAGUAAAGAUAAAAGCUACCAGUGGCUACUCAGCUGGAUUUCCCACCAUGCUAAACAUACUCAGCACUUGAGCGUAGAGACAUCAUAUCUGCAGCAUGAGAGUGGACGAAUCAGUACUAAGUUUGACUUUGUUCCAAGUCCAGGAAACCAUUUCAUUUGGUACAAAAGGAAAUGGAUCCGCAUUGAAAGAAAUAGAGAGAAGCAGAUGAUUGAUCUACACACAGGAACCCCUUGGGAAUCUGUCACCUUCACAGCAGUGGGGACCAAACGUGACAUUUUCUUUAGCAUUUUACAGGAAGCUAGAGAGCUAGCUUUACGCCAGCAGGAAGGGAAAACUGUCAUGUACACGGCAAUGGGUGCAGAAUGGAGGCUAUUUGGAUUCCCACGACGGAGACGGCCGUUGAGUUCUGUUGUUUUGGAAGAGGGGGUCUCUGAGAAAAUUGUGCAAGAUGUAAAAGAUUUCAUUGACAACCCCAAGUGGUACAGUGAAAGAGGAAUCCCAUACAGAAGAGGUUACCUUUUAUAUGGACCCCCUGGCUGUGGAAAGAGUAGUUUUAUCACAGCUCUUGCAGGAGAACUGGAAUACAGCAUAUGCCUUAUGAGUCUCAGUGAUAGCAGCCUCUCUGAUGAUCGACUCAACCACCUCCUGAGUGUGGCUCCGCAGCAGAGCAUAAUCCUCCUGGAAGAUGUAGAUGCUGCAUUCGUCAGCCGUGAUCUAGCUAAGCAGAACCCCACUGCAUAUCAAGGCAUGGGGCGUUUGACGUUCAGUGGCCUUUUAAAUGCAUUGGAUGGUGUUGCUUCCACUGAGGCUCGAAUAGUGUUCAUGACAACCAAUCACAUUGACAGGUUAGACCCAGCUUUAGUUCGUCCAGGCCGUGUGGAUUUGAAGCAGUAUGUGGGACACUGUAGUCGGUGGCAGUUAGCGCAGAUGUUCUUGCGCUUCUAUCCUGAACAACCACUGGCAGCAGCAGAGGAAUUUGCAGAUGCAGCCCGAGCUUUCUCUGAUAAACUCAGUGCUGCACAGGUGCAGGGACACUUCAUGAUGCAUAAAACAGACCCUGAGGGGGCCAUUCAUAAUAUCAGCUCUGUGAGUGUCUAACUCCCAAAAGAAACAAAACUGUACGUCUGUGCUGCCACCUCUACCUACAGCACAAGGGUCCUUUCACAAUCGGGAGGCCGUCCAAAAUAAAGGGACAUGAUGAUGAGCUUUGUCAAAUAAUCUUAUUCAGAUAAAGUUGUACUUUGGACAAAAACGUUAUUGCCUCAUACUGAGGUUAUUUUUAAAAGGUAAAAAAAGUUCAUGCUGCGUAAAUGAAAGGCACGGUGUUAAGGUCACUACAAUCUGUUUUUCUACCCAAAGUUUUAGUCAGCUGCAAAUUGUUAAAUUGAAAUGAUUAAAAAAUAUUAGUACAGCUCGGAAUAAAGGAACAAACUUAAAUAUGGUGCUGUGUUUCCAGUAUAAUAUUUACACUGCUUUGUACUCCUUGAUGUCCUGCAGAAUCCAAACUUUCUUUUAAUACAAUUAAUGUGUUUUUAGAAGUACUUCUGCUUUUUAUUUGCAGUUUAUUACAUACUAAAUUUUUAGUAUCAAAAGAAAUUCUGUGAUGCUAAUUUUUCAUUUUAAACCAGAAAGCUUUGUUCCUUUGAAUAAAAAUGAUUUAAUGGAUAGCAGGUGUUAUAGAACUGUAUUAUUUGCUAGAAUUGUAGCAGCAGGUGUUGUAAUGUCUACAAAGGAUUAGGAAAUAAUAGACAUCAAGGUGUUACUGUCACAUGUACUGCAUGUUUUGCAAUAAAUUAAAGGGACAUAAAACCCUCCCCCCCCCAUGAUUCAGAUAGAGAAUACCAUUUUAAACAACUUUCCUUUAAAAGAAUCAAACGGUACACAAAAACACAGAGCUGCGCUCAUGCCUAGCACUAACAAUAACAGCUGAGCUGGGGUGAUGCUGCUAAGCAAAUCUAUAAGAAUAAAUUAAUUGAUAAAUCUAAGAAUAAUGAAAAUUUAAAAAAGUAUCUAUAAAUAAAGUCGUAAUCACAAUUAGUGUAAUCCCUAUGUGAUGUGUAACGCUCCCCUAUAGAUGUCUCACAUAAGAUUCCAGGAAUAAUCAUCACUUGUUGGUUCAGUUUGGAAUGUCACAAUCCUUAAUGGAUAUUCCGUGAAAGAAUCCAGGUUCAGCUCUCUGAUUCACUCAGUAAUGUAAGAAGCACUUGUCCAAAGAGAAGAAAUUAAAAGAUAAAAACACAAAGCGCACCUCGAUUCAAAGUAUAUUAGAUCCAAUGUAUUAGAGCACAAAAACAAAUGCACUUACCAGACGAUCCGUUUGUCUUGACAGUCGGCAUAAGGACACACGGGAUUUGUGAGUUAAGCUGUACCCCAAUAUCAUGCAGUGUGGUACUUACGCAACAAUGGAUUGCUUUGAACGCUCAGACUGUGGACAGAGGGGCGGUGUUGUGAGAGCCACUUGUCUAUUGAAGUCGAGUGAGACCGUAUAGGAACAGUGGUUCCUGUGUUUGAGCCUUUUUAUUACUAUUAUCUAGUAAGUGCAUUUGUUUUUGUGCUCUAAUAAAUUGUAUCUACUUUACAUUGAGCUGCGCUGUGUUUUUAUCUUAACUUUUCUUUGUACUUAUCUACUUUGCUUAAUUCUGCUGGUAUCCUUUGUUGAAGAAGCAGCAGUGCACUACUGGGAGCCUAUAACAUGAGGCAUACAUGUGCAACCACCAAUCUGCAGCCCCUGAGCCUACGUAUCCUUUUUUUUAACAAAGGAUACCAAGAGUACAAAAUAAAUUAGAUAAUAGAAAUAAAUUACAUAUUUUAAAUCAUAUGCUGAAUCAUGAAAGAAAAAAAUGGGUUUUAUGUCCCUUUUAAGAUCUCAUCCUUGAGUUAAAAUAAAAACGCAGAAGGUAUAAAGUAAAUUUCAGUGCAAACCAGACUUGUGAAAACGUAAGGAACUUAUAAAAAUUAUUCUGUAUCUUAUUAAAAUUUAUUGUUUUUCCCAAAGGGGCCUUAAUAUAUUGUAGACUACCAAAUGAAAGCAAUUUACAAUGAAGACAAAACAAUAUAAACUUGGUACAACAGGAUUCUGUAAAGAAACAAAGGUUGAAUUUAAAAUGCACAGCUGGGUGUUUCAGAUAUACAUAGUGCUACAGAUAUGGCUCUAGGGUGUGUGCAUAUAUUUUUGCCUCCUGCACAAGCAUCUAGUGCUUCAUGUGACGUCACUCGUGUGAUGACACAAAGGUAGAUGCAUGAGCCCUACAGUUAACAUAUUUUACUCUAGCACUAAUAACUUUUAAUUUAAGCAAUUUUUGUUCAGAAAAGCAAGUAUAUUCCAACAAUGUUUCUACUAGUAUUAUGCACUGUAUGCAUAAAUAGAAUGUCUGUAAACACUACCAGGAGCAUCAUUUCGCUUGUGUUUGAGCAGGGAUACCAAUAAUAUUGCUUCAUGUAAAAUUGGUCACAACCCAAAGGUGUAUGGCACAGGAUUGUAUGUACUUUGUGUAUCACUUAUGCAUCUUAAGUGACACUCAUCUAUGUAAUAAAGAGUACUUUCAGAUAGCCAAUAUCCUGA